CCCCUAUUUUUAAUUUAACCCGCUUUCACCAAAUUUUGUUUCCAUAAAAAGAAUCGCACGUCUCUGUUUAUUGAGAAUAUACUAGUUUCUAUCAUGAAUAGUUUAUUUUGCUUCAGUCUUGAGGUUUUUUUUUCUUUUGAAGAGUCUGAUGAAAUCCGGUGCAUUAGUGUUGGUAUGAUCGCACUUUGAGGGUUGAAUCGAUAGUUAAUCUCUAUUUUAGAUCAUAUAUUUUUAUUGAAUUUUCGCAGACAUGUUUCAAAUAUUUUAAAAGUUCUUCCACAAAAAAUUAGUUCAAAACUCUAUUUCCUGACCUUUUUUUUUAUUCACUGGUUUAAUCAUAAAAUGUUUUUGUUUUUUUUUAUGUACGUUGUGAUUAGUGCAGUGCAUCACCUGGAAUUUCAUAAUGGCUAUGCAACAAAUGAGCAGUGCUUCUUCUUCUUCUGCGGUGGCGCCUUUGAAAAAGUCUGAUGUUUUUAUAAGCUUUCGCGGUGAGGAUACUCGUAGAAGCUUCACAAGUCAUCUUUAUGAUGCUUUGAGCAAGAAAGUUAUAACCUUUAUAGAUGACAAUGAGCUUCAAAAAGGAGAUGAGAUAUCCUCAGCAUUGAUCAAAGCCAUUGAGGAGUCAUAUGCAUCUAUUGUCAUCUUCUCAAUAGACUAUGCUUCCUCAAAAUGGUGUUUGAAUGAACUCGUCAAGAUUCUAGAAUGCAAGAAAGAUCAUGGACAAAUUGUGAUACCUGUUUUUUACGAAAUAGAUCCAUCACAUGUGAGGAAUCAAACAGGGAGGUACAGUCAAGCCUUUGCAAAACACGAGCAAGAUUUGAAGCACGGCAAAGAUAUGUUACAAAAAUGGAAAGAUGCUCUCAUUGAAGCAGCCAAUUUAGCUGGGUGGCACUCUCAAAAUUACAGGACUGAAUCAAAUUUCAUAAAGGACAUUGUCGAAGAUGUUUUGAAAAAGUUGAAUCGUAAACACCCAUUUGAAGUUAAUAAGGAACUUGUUGGAAUUGAUAAAAAGUGUGAAGAGGUUGAAUCGUUAAUGAAAAUUGGGUCAAAUGAUGUUAAAACCCUUGGGUUUUGGGGCAUGGGCGGCAUAGGAAAGACCACUCUAGCUAAAGAUCUAUAUGCUAAAUUGUGUUCUCAAUUUGAACGUCACUGCUUCAUUGAAAAUGUUAGGGAGGAAUCAACCAGGCGUGGACUCAAUGUUUUACGUAACAAACUUUUUUCUACAUUGUUGGAGCUUCGUCUUGAUGCACCUUAUGUAGAAACCCCAAUGUUCAUAAGAAGACUUGCAUGUGAAAAAAGUUUCAUUGUAUUGGAUGAUGUGGCAACCUUAGAGCAAGCAGAAUAUCUUAACAUAGGUAAAAAUUGUUUAGGCCCUGGUAGUAGAGUCAUCGUCACAACUAGAGAUAAGCAAAUAUGCAGUCAAUUUGAUGAAUGUGCAAUAUACGAGGUCAAGGGUUUGAACAUAGGUGACUCUCUUCAGCUAUUCUGUAGGAAUGCCUUUGGAGAAAAACAUCCUAAAGAUGGAUAUGAGGAUCUAUCAAAGAGUGCAAUUGGCUAUUGUAGAGGCAAUCCCCUGGCUUUGAAAGUUUUAGGUGCAAAUUUUCGUACAAAAAGCAAAGAAGCAUGGGCAAGUGAAUUGGAAAAGAUAAAAAAGAUUCCUUAUGGGAGAAUUCAUGAUGUGUUAAAAUUGAGUUUCGAUGACUUAGAUCGUACUCAGGAAGACAUAUUUCUAGAUAUUGCAUGCUUCUCCUACUCAAAAUUAACUGAUUUUGAUUAUUUUAGUGAUCGAGAUUACCUAACAGUUCUAUUGAAUGCUUGCAAUUUUUUUGCGCUAAGUGGGAUAGAAGUCCUUCUACAUAAAGCACUCAUAAAUUUAACUUUUACAUUUAAUAAUGAAAUAGAAAUGCAUGAUUUGUUAGUAGAAAUGGGACGAGAGAUUGUUAAGCAAGAAUCUCCCAAGAACCCCGGAAGAAGAAGUCGAUUGUGGGAUCCCGAGGAAGUGUAUGAUGUACUGAAAAAUAACAUGGGAUCUGAAGUUAUUGAAGUUAUAAUAUUCAAUAUUUCUAAAACUAGGGAUCUAUACUUGAGCUCUGAUUCAUUUAAAAACAUGACCAACUUAAGAUAUCUUCAUAUCACCGAUAAGAUAAAGCUGUCAAACGGGAGAAAAUGCUACAAUGUGCACCUCCUUGAAGGUCUUGAAUGGUUGUCUGAUAAAUUGAGGCACCUUUAUUGGGAAGCAUUCCCACUUGAGUCUUUGCCAUCAACCUUUUGUGCCGAAUGGCUUGUACAACUUAGCAUGCGCCAUAGCAAGCUUAAAAAGCUUUGGAAUGAAAUUCAGAAGCUUGACAAUUUGAUGAUUAUUAUGCUUGAUUACUCCAAAGACUUGAUUGAGAUCCCAGACUUAUCUAAGGCGCCAAAACUUGAACUAGUAUCUCUUUCUUAUUGCGAGAGUCUCUGCCAACUCCAUCCAUCCAUUUUCACUGCCCCGAAGCUUAGAGAACUAUAUUUAAAAGGUUGCAAAAAGAUUGAAAGCCUGAAAACUAACAUUCAUUCAAAAUCUCUCCGAACACUCGAGCUCACUGAUUGUUCAUCUCUCAAGGAGUUUUCGGUGACAUCAGAGGAAAUGAUGUCGUUGUCGUUAUGUGGCACUGCUAUACACGAACUUCCCUCAUCAAUUUGGCGCAAUUGGAAACUCACUUAUCGUCUUGAUCUAAGUGAAUGUAAGAAGCUUAACAUUGUUGGGAAGAAGUUAACAAAUGAUCCAGGAUUGGAGUCACUUACAGUUUUGGACCUUUCGGGAUGCACACAAAUCAAUACAUCGAACCUGUGGUUCAUCCUUGACGGCAUACAAUCUUUAAAACGAUUAAAUUUGAGAAAAUGCUGCAACUUAGAAACUCUCCCCAACAACAUCCAAAGCAAUUCAAUGUUGCAAAGGCUUAAUUUAGAUGAAUGCAGGAAACUCAAGUCCCUACCUAAGCUUCCUGCAUCUUUGCAAAAUUUGAGAGCCAUUAACUGCCAUUAUCUGGACACUAAUUCCAUUCAACGACCAAUGCUUGAGAACAUUUUACACCGACUCCACAUCAACUACGGGCAUAGAUCAAAUAAUCUUGAUGAUUUCUCUUUCCUUCCAGGUACCAAAGUUCCAUGCGAGUUUGAUUUUCAAACAAUAGAGGCGUCAAUAGUUAUUCCUCCUAUUCCAAAACAUGGCUUGGGUUGUUUUGUUUUCUGCAUUGUUCUCUCUAAGGGCUUAAAUGUUAAAUACGAUAGCGUUUGUUGUACUAUCUAUGAACACAGAAAAAAAGUCCACCAAUGGGAUAUAGAUUGUGGGAGUACUGGGACAUUAUUUUUAGAUCAUGUAUUGUUAAUUUGCUGGUGCGGUAACAAAAAAUUGGUUGAGGUAAGGAGUGAAAGUGGAGGUGAACAUUACAACCUUUCAUUUGAAUUCAAAUUCAAACAUUACGUUGAUGACAAGGAAACGUGGUCAACUAAGGGGAUAAAGGGUUGUGGGAUCUUCCCUGUUUAUGGCUUGGAACAUAAUUUGGGGUUGAAUGGUCGAAGCAAUAGAAGAGUAGAAAUUGUUGAAUUACAAUCCAAUGCUCAAGUCUCUGAUGAGUCUGAUCAACAUUCGCAAUUCGAUAUUGAUGAGUUACAACACCGAACAACAAUUGGAGGUGAAGUUAGAGUCUCUACACAUGAAAAUGAUAAGACAACAUUGUACUAGCUUUUAUUGAGCAGUGUCCCUUGAUGCAGUGGAUUGGUAACAUAAAGUUGUAUGUUUGUAAUCAAUGUGAAAGUACAUCGAUAAUACUUUUACAGACCUUACCCUUGUAGAAAUCUUCCUAAUUUUAUUCAGUUCUUUUGUGUCUUGAUUUUA
Medicago truncatula (barrel medic) is the source of this 3874-nucleotide messenger RNA. RefSeq names its product disease resistance protein RPV1. Bases 404 to 3721 code for a protein of 1105 amino acids. Gene Ontology annotation, molecular function: ADP binding. The record is from RefSeq and is a predicted model, not a curated record. Gene Ontology annotation, biological process: defense response; signal transduction. NCBI's taxonomy places the organism in Eukaryota, Viridiplantae, Streptophyta, Magnoliopsida, Fabales, Fabaceae. The transcript is spliced from 4 exons.